UUUCGAGAUUCCUGAAAUUAUGGCAAUUUUCUAUAUUCUUCUUCCCACCGGUCAUCAUCUUUUGGCUGUGGCUGUGGCUGUUGCAGGUUCUUCUCCGAAGCUUCAAAGUUAACAGAGAAAGACCCUAACAACCUAAUCCUCCCUCGUCACUCAUUCUCCACCUUCACUUAACGGUCUCAAAUAAUUGAAGAUUUAUCGAAGGGAUUUGUUUUUGUUUGUGUGCUGUGUUGAAAGUGAAAUUAAGCAUUAAUGUGUUGGGAGCUAUGAGAUUGUAUUGUUUAGCUUGUGGUGAGCCUUAAUUACUGCGUUGGUUAGAUAUAAAAUGCCAUCUAAUUACUUUUCAAGGCUCGGAGUUUCGAUUCGGAGAUCGGUUGUGGGGAAAGAAGGUCGAAUCCGGGACUCUGCUGAAGUUCUCAUUGGGCAAGGGAAGUUGUGGUUUGGUAGUUCUAAGUUUUUUCAUUCUGUGCAGAGCUCAUAUUUUGUGGAACUGCAGCUUCUAGUUCGGCCCGGCAUUGCCUUAGCUUCGAGCUCUGAGUUAGCUGGCAAAAGGAGAACAUUGUCUGUAGUUGACACACUAUCUCGAACGUUUUCGGUUCCAUCUGUGUCGGGGCCUUCGUUUCAGGUCUGUGGAUACCACAUUGGUUCUGCCCUUGCUGGACCUGAUCAGUUUUCAAGUGGGACCAAAUUUAGGAUUAAGACAAUGGCUGCUCACUUGCCCAGAAUAGUGGUUGGCGAAUCCUGUUUAGAUAACCCGACUUUGAAGGGUAGUUGCCGUUCCCUGUCAACCAAGAAUAGCUAUAGUAUAUGUUUAAGCACAAAAUUGAGGAAUGGUGGAAAAGUGAGCAUGAGUUUGAGAAACCAUCAGCAGCCAGAUAACAGUGCGGUUUAUGGAUAUUUUAUUUAUAAUGCUGCCAAGACCUGGUGUAAUUCUCAUCCUUACAUGCAGUCAGGAUCUGGAGACUUCCAUACUUUGUCAUCUUCGUGUUACUCUGUUGGGCCUGCUCAUGAUGUGCCUUUCGACACUUCUGCCCAUGAGGAACAGUUAAGCAGUUCUGCAGAUCCAUCUGAACAGAAAACUCCUUCAGGCAAGACCCUUAAGUUGAUAUCAGGAUCAUGCUACUUGCCUCAUCCUGAUAAAGAAGAAACUGGUGGAGAAGAUGCUCAUUUUAUAUGUUCUGAGGAACAAGCAAUAGGGGUGGCGGAUGGUGUUGGUGGAUGGGCAGAUCUUGGUGUUAAUGCUGGAUAUUACUCUCGUGAGCUCAUGUCCAAAUCAGUGGAAGCUAUUCAGGAAGAGCCCAAAGGUUCAGUUGAUCCAGCUAGGGUGCUGGAAAAAGCACACUCAAGUACAAAAGCUAGGGGUUCCUCUACAGCAUGCAUCAUUGCACUUACUGAUCAGGGCCUUAAUGCUAUCAAUUUGGGAGACAGUGGGUUUAUGGUGGUCCGGGAUGGGUGCACCAUAUUCCGGUCCCCAGUGCAGCAACAUGAUUUCAAUUUCACCUAUCAGCUGGAAUGUGGUAGUAAUGGUGAUUUACCUAGUUCUGGUCAGGUUUUUACCAUUCCCGUUGCACCCGGUGAUGUCAUAGUUGCUGGUACAGAUGGGCUGUUUGAUAACUUGUACAAUAAUGAGAUUACAGCAGUCGUGGUUCAUGCCAUGAGAGCCGGAUUGAGCCCUCAGGUGACAGCCCAGAAGAUAGCUGCAUUGGCACGUCAACGGGCAAUGGAUAAAGACAGGCAGACUCCUUUCUCAACCGCUGCUCAAGAUGCUGGUUUCCGUUACUAUGGUGGCAAGCUUGAUGAUACAACGGUAGUAGUUUCAUAUAUUACUGGCUCUGGUGAUGCAUAAUUUCAUUUUGCUGUGCCCUCUGUAUAUAAUCACUUUAUCUCGGUUGUGACAUGUUUUGAUUUGAAGUUAAGAUUUGUAGGUCACAUGAUAGGUCCAUUGAAUUUAAAAUUUCCAUUGUCGAUGUUGUGCUUGGAUGGUUUGUCCAACUGAGUAGUUGCUACACUGAGAAUAGUAUUUCCAGUUAGAUUUAAAGGGAAAAAAGAUACUACAUUUAUUUUGAGGUUGAGCAGUGGUGAACCGACUCUAUUGACUUCGGGCUGGAGGUUAAUUCCUGUUGUCAAUGUUGUGAUCAUAACAAAUAAUAUUCCCUAUCAUGAAUUAGGGUUGCAUUUUGUUGAUUUUGAUGGCAUUAUCACUUA
Messenger RNA from Glycine soja, 2202 nucleotides. Its product is annotated as probable protein phosphatase 2C 55. NCBI's taxonomy places the organism in Eukaryota, Viridiplantae, Streptophyta, Magnoliopsida, Fabales, Fabaceae. The record is from RefSeq and is a predicted model, not a curated record. Bases 323 to 1843 code for a protein of 506 amino acids. The transcript is spliced from 5 exons.